GUAGCCAACUUUUUCCUAGGAUGAUUCUAUAAUAUUUCUCCAUUCACCUUCAUGGAGGACUGACAUUCUGGAAUUAAGACCAUCUAUUCCCUAGUUUACCAGUCUCUGUUACGCUUUCAGGGAAAUAAGGAAAUAACUUUUUCACUUUUAACCAGCAUUUUUUCUCCCUACAGGCCACAGCCUUGUAACAAGAUGAAAUCUUUCUUCUUUUUGCUGCUCAUUCUGAUCCAUCUUCUAGCACUACUGUCUCCUGGCCAUGCUGGUUGCGUUUCAAAAGAAGACUUAGACUUAAUUGUGCAGAAGAAAGUAAAUGAAGCUCUUUCCAAAUUAGAGAUUGGAAAUAAGGGACCACUCUCUUGUACAAGUGUGAAAAAUCGAGGCACCCUAGCCACUUGCCCUGCAGGGUUUGUAGUUACCGGCUGUGCCUGUGGCUAUGGCUGUGGCUCCUGGGAUGUUCGAGGAGACAACACAUGUCACUGUCAGUGUAAGGGCAUGGACUGGACCAGUGCUCGAUGCUGCAAGAAUUCCUAGUGAGGGGAAGGUGGGAACAUCAUCACCCUCGGUCUCGCUGUCCUUACCUUGCAUAAAAUCAUGGUCCCCAAUUCAGUUCUGACACUGACUUUGCUCCUGACCACAUAGCCCCUAGCUCUCCUCGCCUCAAAGCACUUCUGCUUCUGCAGUUUAGAGCCAUAGUCUCUGUACUUCAAGCUGCUUCUCUUGAAUCAUCUUUUCUCCCUUUCAAACCAUCACUAUUUACCACCCCACCUGAUCCUGCCCAGGAUAGGAUCUAUGAAUAUAAUAAAGAAUCUGAGAUUGGAA
Antechinus flavipes (yellow-footed antechinus) is the source of this 819-nucleotide messenger RNA. Its product is annotated as resistin-like beta. Gene Ontology annotation, cellular component: extracellular region. Gene Ontology annotation, molecular function: hormone activity. The transcript is spliced from 3 exons. The coding region runs from base 193 to 531 and encodes 112 amino acids. The record is from RefSeq and is a predicted model, not a curated record. Lineage: Eukaryota; Metazoa; Chordata; Mammalia; Dasyuromorphia; Dasyuridae.